CACUCAAAACCUACCUAAACAAUGGGCUGUGUUCAAAGCUUCAGGGAAUUGUGUGACCGUCCAAAGAAUACUAAUGUUCGCAUCAGUCUCCCGGCAGUUUGCAUUGUGUGGGAAACAGCCAUGAUCAUCUUGUUUGGGAUUUUUAUUCGUUACGAUGAUGAUUCAGAUUCGCACUGGAUAGAUGACAGAAAGGAAACAAAUAAGAGUGACAUGGAGAAUGAGUUCUACUUCAGAUAUCCAAGUUUUCAGGAUGUGCAUGUGAUGAUUUUUGUUGGAUUUGGCUUCCUGAUGACAUUUCUUAAGCGCUACAGCUUUGGUGCGGUGGGUUUCAACUUCCUCAUUGCUGCCUUUGGCCUCCAAUGGGCGCUGCUAAUGCAAGGCUGGUUCGGCUCCCUGGGCCCCGAUGGAAAGAUCAAAAUUGGAGUUGAAAGCCUGAUAAAUGCUGACUUCUGUGUGGCGAGCUGCCUGAUCGCCUACGGGGCGGUGCUCGGCAAAGCCAGUGCAGUCCAGCUAAUGGUCAUGACUCUGUUUGGGAUCACAUUGUUUGCUGUGGAGGAACAUAUUAUCAUACAUAUCAUACAUGCCAAAGAUGCAGGAGGCUCCAUGGUGAUCCACACCUUUGGAGCUUAUUAUGGUCUUUCCAUCUCGUGGAUGCUCUAUCGGCCAAACCUGAACCAGAGCAGUCGUCUGCAGUGCUCCGUCUACCAAUCAGAUGUCUUUGCCAUGAUUGGCACCCUCUUCCUGUGGAUGUUCUGGCCCAGCUUCAACUCGGCCAUCACGGACCACGGGGACGGGCAGCACCGAGCAGUCAUCAACACCUACCUGGCUCUGGCCUCAACCGUGCUCACUACUGUGGCCGUGUCCAGCCUUUUCCAGAAGCAUGGGAAACUAGACAUGGUUCACAUCCAGAACUCCACUCUUGCUGGAGGCGUUGCGGUGGGAACUGCAGCUGAGUUCAUGUUGAUGCCCUAUGGGUCUCUGAUCGUAGGAUUCUGCUGUGGUAUCAUCUCCACCCUGGGAUAUAUCUACCUCACGCCUUUCAUGGAGAAGUACCUGAAGAUCCAGGACACAUGUGGAAUCCAUAACCUGCAUGCCAUGCCAGGAGUCAUAGGUGGCAUCGUGGGAGCCAUUACUGCCGCAGCUGCAACAGAGUCUGUUUAUGGCGUUGAAGGGCUCAAAGAGACCUUUGAUUUUGUGGGUGACAUGUCACCCACAAAGCAAGGUGGUUACCAGGCAGCAGCCCUCUGUGUGGCUAUCUGUUUCGGUGUGGGCGGAGGCAUCCUUGUCGGUUGUGUUUUAAGAUUACCUAUCUGGGGAGAUCCUGCAGAUGACAGCUGUUUUGAUGAUGAGCACUACUGGGAGCUUCCUCAGGAUGAAGAGAGCACCCAACCAGUCCUUCAGUACAACAACCACAUGCGGAACAAAGACGUAAUUGAGACAAACUUCAACAUGCAGCAGACCUAAAGCUUUAGGUGUUGAUCCUGAUUGAUCUUAAUCUUUGAACCCACGUCCUGUUUUAUUUGACUUAUUUUCUCAUUCUUGAUAUCAAUUAUUGAUUUGAGUGUUAUUCUUAUCAAAUCCAAACCACUAAUGUUUUAACAUUGAUCGCAAUAAAUGUGUGUUAAUAUGUUGUUCAGCCUGGGGACUAAAAAUAUGUAAGUGAAAAAACGCCAUAAAAUGUUGUUUUCCAAGAUAUUUAUUCUCAGUUAAAUCAAAUAUAAUUCAAUCACAUAUUUGGUGUUAAAUAUGAGAGGUGUUAUACCGGUACUAGUGACUUGCCUUGUUUCAACAAUUACAGAUUCUUAAUAGAUUGAAGUGUGGGCCUUUAAAACUUUGGUUUCUUUAAGUGCUUUCGAGUUAUUUAAAACCAUGAUUUCAACAAUAUUGAAUUUGAAUUAAGUUUUGAACUGGAUUUCCACGUCAAGCUGUCAGGUUUGUUUGUAAGCUUUAUAUUUAUUUUCAUGGUUGCUUAACUUUAUAUUGCAUAUAGACUUAACCUAAAUAUGUGUCUUAAUUUUACAAUCGGAUGUAAUGUUAUUGAUUUUAAAAUAAAGAGCUGUUAUACUUGUUUUGAAGUUAUGCUGUGACAUAAAGGAUGUGUGGUAACACUUUACCAACAGAAUGAUACAUUUAUAAGCAAUAUAUAAACACUUAAUUGUCCAGUAAGGACCUAUAAUGUAGUUUUAGGACAAAGCAAAAGAAA
Notothenia coriiceps (black rockcod) is the source of this 2203-nucleotide messenger RNA. RefSeq names its product Rh family, C glycoprotein b (gene rhcgb). Gene Ontology annotation, biological process: ammonium homeostasis; ammonium transmembrane transport. Gene Ontology annotation, molecular function: ammonium channel activity. Gene Ontology annotation, cellular component: plasma membrane. Lineage: Eukaryota; Metazoa; Chordata; Actinopteri; Perciformes; Nototheniidae. Bases 22 to 1464 code for a protein of 480 amino acids. The transcript is spliced from 11 exons. The record is from RefSeq and is a predicted model, not a curated record.